AUGGCUUUCCACAGGCACACAGGGCCUGGCAGCUACACCGUGGGCACGAUGUCGGAGCACUUUGACUGCCACUACUGCCGCAACCCCUUGCAGGGCAAGAAGUAUGUGCAGAAGGAGGGGCAAGGGCAGCACUGCUGUGUCAAGUGCUUUGAGAAGUUCUGUGCCAACACCUGCACCGAGUGCAAGAAACCCGUCGGGGCCAACUCCAAGGAGCUGCAUUUCAAGAACUGCUACUGGCACGACAACUGUUUCCGCUGCUUCAAGUGCUACACAUCCCUGGUCAAUGAGCCCUUCAUGCUGCGGGAGAACAAGGUUUGGUGCAGCAACUGCACCACUGCUGAGGAUGCACCAAGGUGUAAGGGCUGCUUCAAGCCCAUUAUUGCAGGAGACCAAAAUGUUGAGUACAACAAGAUGGUCUGGCACAAAGACUGCUUCACCUGCAGCCAGUGCAAGCAAGUGAUUGGAUCUGGGAGCUUCUUCCCCAAGGGUGAUGAAUUCUACUGUGUCUCCUGCCAUGAGCACAAGUUUGCCAAGACCUGUGCUAAGUGCAAGAACCCCAUCGCUGCUGGAGGUCUCAUUUACCAGGAACAGCCUUGGCAUUCCGAGUGUUUCAUUUGCUCCAACUGCAAGAAGCAACUGGAUGGGAAGCGCUUCACAGCUGUGGAGGAUCAGUUUUACUGCGUUGAAUGCUACAAGGAGUGUGUUGCUAAGAAGUGUGCUGGAUGCAAGAAUCCUAUUACAGCAGGAUUUGGAAGAGGAACCAGUGUGGUUAACUAUGAAGAUGAAUCCUGGCACGCUUACUGUUUCAAAUGCAUGAAGUGUGCCCGUGGUCUGGCCAACAAGCGCUUUGUUUGCCAUAAUGGAAAAAUUUAUUGUGAUGAGUGUCCCAAAUGACUGUAAAUGAGCAGAUGUAAGAUGGAUUUUAAAGCCCUGCUUUCCCAAACAGUCCCAGUAAAAGAGCAGGUUUUUGAAUGCUGAGAAUUUCAACUUUUUCCAUUUUAGUGUGUUAUAAAUGCCAGGACAAAUUUAUUGCCAAAUUCAAUAAUUUGGUUUAUUAACAUCCAAAUCACAAAAUUUAGAAUCAAAUUAUAACAAUUUUAAACAAUAAAAACAAAACAAUACGAACCCCACGAACAGCGAAACUUACUUGACCGAAGUUCUCCCGGGAAAAGUUGAGCCAAGGGUGACCCCAGAUACACAGGACCUGGCAGUCGGUGUAUCUAACCGGGUUCACGCCUUUGCUCACCUAAAGGCCCAACUUAAAUACCCUUAACUUCCCCCUCGGCAACCUUCCUCCCAUUGUUUCUCUAAUCAUUGGCCAUUAACUUUGUUUACACUAAAUCCUGAAAGGGUCCCCGGGCACAUUCAAGUGCUAAUGUCCAGAGUUAGUCCUUGCUUUGAGUACUGUCAUAGAAGUGUGUGAUGAUCCUGUUGGCACAUAGCAUCUGAUCGUUGCAAGUCUUUGCUGGCACGUAGCAUUUUGAUCGUUGCAAGUCCCGAUGAGUUUAGCUGCACGUAGGCAGGGGUAAGUCAUCAGUGCCUCGUGUUCUCACCUUCUAUUUUUGGAACCCGGAAGAUCAGGAGAGGUGCUUUACAGAAGUUCGUGAAACGUGCGGGUUGAGCAGACACACAUACCUUUAUACAAUAUAUAUUACAGUUCCCAAUCUAUAAUUAUUUAUAGAACAUGAAUUAAAUAACCAUAUUUCCCACAUAGUGUAAGAACUAAAUUAGCCUCUAUAUACUGGGUUUGACUUUUGAAGCUCCUGCAGUACAAAAGCAUGUAGCCUUGCAAAAAUCUAACCUUGUUUCCAAGCAACUCCUAGUAUAAAGGCUUUGAAACGCUGUUAGAUUUACAGAUCCAUACACUGCAUCAUCUAUGUGUGGCUUAAACUAAAACAAAUCUCGUUUUAAACUAAUCUGGUAUAUGAUUACGCUUGGCACAACUGAAGUGAGUUUGACAAGGCAUGCACCUCUGACACAGAGAUGCAAAGAUUGCACCUGGGAUCAGAGGGAUCCAUUAUUAUGCUUCUACAAGUACAGAUACACAACAAACACCAGACCAUUAAUAAGUAAUAAAUACCUUAGCUUACUCUACAACACCACAUUGCAGCACAUGUACGGAAUGGCUUCAUCUUACAGAUAACAAUGUUUUGGCAGUGACACUUAGCUUAGUUAAGUUUCCAUAAACUUGUUUUAGUCUUGAUUUCUGCAUGGUUUGCCUGCAAGAUUUCCUCAUCAGUUUUUUUUAUAUCAUUGUUUAAACAAGGCUAUGUACAAUUAUUAAUCCAUUAACAAGUAGUAAAUCUUUCACCUACAACAUGCACAUGCAUUUACAAGUGCCUUAAAAAUAGCUCAGAUAAGGCUAGCUCUCCUAUCAUGUCAGUGUAUGUUUAGUGACUGAAUAAAAGUGAGACUAGUGCCUGCUUGGAAUCUGUAGUCUGGAUUUUUUUUUUUUUGCCAUCUUACAUGACUGACGUGUCUUAGGGCUGAGCUACUGAAACCAAGUCUACUGCAUUGAUACUGGCAAAGUAAGUGUCAGCUGUGCUGUCAUUGCACCCUUAAAUAUCUGAGGACUAAAGCAAAAAUUUCCAUAAACUACUUAAUUUUUUUAAUAUAUGACUGACACUGAACCAUCUGCCAGAAACAGCCUGUGUGAAAAAGCCCUUUGGAGAGCAUAUGUACAGCCACUGUCCAUGUGUUAGGAACGAAAGAAAAAAAAACAAAAAAACCAAACCAAAACAAAACAAAAAAAAACCAAAAAAAAAACCCCACCCCACAACUGACCCUCUCCUGGCUAGAGUAACACCCCCCACACCCCAGCCAAUCUGAGAAGGGAGAGCUGCCCCUGAAGGAAAGUUGCCUGGCAACUUUUCCCUACCUAAUUGAAAUGUGAAAAGAAGCUGCCCACACCUAGAUAGCCCUAUUGUCCUUUGUAACGACCUCAUUUAGCAAGAGUAACCUCGGCUACCACCAGGACAAAUGCAUAUGCAUUUGUAUAUGCAGAUAGGGCCGCCCCCGUGGAUCCUGGGAGGUUUUUUUGGGGGAAACUGCAGCCCGGGACAGGAAGCUGGAUUUGUCAGAAGAGAAUUGGAUAGUGCCCUGGCUGAGCGGGGAGUGGAUGCACCCCCUGGCCUGGUUUGAAGAUUGGCCAUGACCUGUGAGGAGCCUGAAUGGAAUGGGAACUGGCCAGCUGAGCUGACUGAUGCAGAGAAUGGGAAACUCUUGAAGCUUUUCCCUGAGGGCAAAGAGCUGACUGCCACUGCUCUGCCUUCUGAUGGUUGACCAGAGAGAACUGCCAGGUGUUUCUAUGGGAACAAGGACUCAGCAUCCACUGGGACAGCACCUGCUCCUUCAGAUGGCUGCAGCAGCGUGGAAAACUCCGAUCAGACUUUGCAAUCCUGCUGAUGAUUUUAAUAAUGAGCUGAUCACUUUAAUAAAGAGCUGACUAUUAAUAAAGGCAUAUGCCCUGUUCUUUUCACAUGCACAGAUCUACCUCUACCAUGCUUCAGCAACCUGAAUGCUGGUUUAAGGAGAUUUUUUUUCCCUUAAUAGUGAAAUACUUUAUCAAUUGGAUCUG
This is a messenger RNA of Prinia subflava (tawny-flanked prinia), 3577 nucleotides long. Its product is annotated as four and a half LIM domains protein 1-like. The record is from RefSeq and is a predicted model, not a curated record. The transcript is spliced from 7 exons. Gene Ontology annotation, molecular function: transmembrane transporter binding. Gene Ontology annotation, biological process: muscle organ development. NCBI's taxonomy places the organism in Eukaryota, Metazoa, Chordata, Aves, Passeriformes, Cisticolidae. The coding region runs from base 1 to 894 and encodes 297 amino acids.